Dromaius novaehollandiae (emu) is the source of this 1534-nucleotide messenger RNA. It is a transcript of the gene PCLAF, whose product is annotated as PCNA clamp associated factor. Bases 109 to 420 code for a protein of 103 amino acids. Gene Ontology annotation, biological process: translesion synthesis; regulation of cell cycle. Lineage: Eukaryota; Metazoa; Chordata; Aves; Casuariiformes; Dromaiidae. Gene Ontology annotation, molecular function: chromatin binding. The transcript has 4 exons. The record is from RefSeq and is a predicted model, not a curated record. Gene Ontology annotation, cellular component: nucleus.
CCAAUAGCGACGGCCCGCGCGUGGCGGCCGUUUGGCGCCGCGGCCGGUGCAGCGCGCGCGGCGGAGGCUGCGCUCGGCUCGGCUCGGCUCGGCUCGGCUCCUGUCAGCAUGGUGCGCACCAAGGCGGACGGCGGCGGCGGCGGGACCUACCGGAAAGUGGUGGCCGCCCGGGCGCCCCGGAAGGUGCUGGGCUCCAGCAGCGCCAACGCGGGCCCGUCGUCGUCGCCGCAGCCGCUCGCCAGGAGAGCCGAGGGCCGCUACGCGGGGGGCAACCCGGUGUGCGUGCGGCCGACGCCCGCCUGGCAGAGGGGCAUCGGGGAGUUCCUGCGGCGGCCGCAGAAGGAGAACCAGGCGCCGGGCGGCGAGGCGGCGGGGAGCAGCGGGGCGGCGCGGCCCGCCGCGCGUCCUGAAUUGUCUUGAAGGCCCUGCAAAGCAAGCGAGCAGAAAGACUUCCAUCCUACCUCUUGGAGAAAUGAAAGAUGUGUACUGUAGUGCUGCUAAACAUUCAUCUCUUCCAUUUAAGAUGUCCUGGCUGAAUAAGGACGAGGGGGUGAUAAUGCUAAAGAGAAUAUGCAGUGUCUCCACCUAAAACAGUUUGCAUCUUCCCUGGAUGUUCUGAAAGAAGCAAGAGCUCUGCUUACUUAACUGUGCAACUUUUUUGUUGUUCUUUUUUCCCCCCAUCAUACAGGUAAGUUAGUCAGGUUGAAACUCGGGCCUGAAAUCAGAGUUACAUUUUCAGCUUCCUAGAAACGAUAUCAACCUGCGUGUGGCCCUCUAGUUAGAGAAGGAAACGCAGCUUAACAGAGAAUGAGCAAGGAUUGUAUCAGUGUAAAAUUCCUUCUGCACUGAAGUAGCCUUUCCCAUUUGAAAGGUAGGCAUUUGCUUUAUAAUCCAGUCUUCUAAUUCUUAGGAUAAGGUAGCUUGUAUCAGUUCAAAGGCUCCUGUUGUCUCCAGGUGCAAGAAUGAGUCUGGGGCUAAUUGAAGUCAUUUAGGUCACUUAACCUCUAGUAAAAGGGCUCUGUUUAUUGGAACCAUUCAAGCAACAGUUGAUCGAGUUCUGCUAACUCUUGUGAAUUGAAAUCACUUUUUACAGAGCUCGCCCCCUGCCACCAGAUCCUACAGAAGAUGGCACCUCCUCUGAAGAAGAGUAGAUACAAUCCUAGCCUGACUUUAAUAAUAAACUGCGCGUCUCCUGUACUUGAGCUGGUCUUUGUACAGUUGUAUAUUUUUUAUGCUUAUGUUCAGCUAUUGUAUAGAACUAAAAGUAGGCUUUUUACUAAAUAGUCCUCAAAUCUAAAUUUGAGAGACUGCAAAAAAUUAUGAUAAAAUUAAUAUAUACUUUCUGAAGCUUAGCAUUCAGUGUAAAGCACUUUUAAUUUUUAUUUUGGUUUCCUUGACUUCUUCAAUGACUCCUGCAUGUUGUGCUCUUCUCAUCUUUUGUUUGCUUUUUGCUUGUCCAAGACUUGCCCCCUGUUUGUGCUCUGUUUUGUAAAGCAAAUUGUCAUUUUUCUAUUACACAAGCCUCCUGAAAGUA